AUUGCUAGAUUUUUCUAUUGCGGCAUAGGAUAACGUGCUUUUAUACGAGCGACAAUUUUCAGCUACCUACGUCAACUAAUUAGCAAGUAAAUUAGAUGAAACGAAACACGGAAUAGCAGACAGCUGUAGUUCGAGGGCUAGGACUUCGAAAAAAUUUCCGUGAACGAUAAUGGACGGAAUAGGACUGAUCGUUCUAGUGAUUCUAUAUGUUGUUAUUUUAGUAGUCGGAUUAUUAGCCUCCAAAUAUCUUAAACCUCGUAUAUCUGAUCUAACUAUCAAGAGAAAUGAGGUUGAUCUUGUUGCUGGACGACGUAUUAGUGCUGCUAUUGGUAUUUUCACAAUGACCGCCACGACAGUUGGAGGAGGAUUUAUAAAUGGUACUGCAGAAUCUGUCUACACUCAAGGAGUUCUUUGGACUACAGCACCUCUCGGUAUAUUCCUUGGUUUGGUUAUUGGUGGAUUUUUUUACGCUGGUAAAAUGAGACGAGAAAGAUAUCUAACUAUGUUUGACCCGAUACAAACACAAUGUGGAUCUUUGUCGGUUUCAGUUCUCUACUUAAUUCAUUUAAUGGCAGAUCUAUUUUGGUCUGCGUCAAUCUUAGCUGCUCUAGGCGCAAGUUUAAACGUCAUUUUAGGAUUAAACCACCCAACAGCUAUAUGUGUUUCGGCAACAGUAGCUGUUUUAUAUACAAUGUUUGGUCAAAUGAUAUCUGUAGCCUAUACUGAUGUUGUGCAAUUAUUGUUGAUUUUUAUUGGUUUAAUAUUAGCUGCUCCAGCUUCAAUGAUACAUAAGUCUGUAAAGAAUCCUCUCAGUGAUCAGUGGAUAGGUGAAAUUCAACCCGGUCAGUCUGGAAUUUGGAUUGAUUUACUUAUAGCCAUGACUCUUGGUACAAUACCUUGGCAAUCUUAUUUUCAAAGAGUUUUAUCACUUAAAAAACAUACCUUAGCCGUUGGAUUAUCUAUUUCUGCAGGAGCUUUCUCCUUUACUUUAGCUAUUCCUCCCGCCUUAAUAGGCGUAGUCGCAAAAUCUACAAAUUGGACACUGAUUCAUUCUGGAGAAGACUUGCUCAACGAUCAAAGUAGCUUAACUCUACCUGUGGUAAUAUACUAUCUCACACCUCGACCAAUAGCUAUUAUAGGACUCUGUGGUAUUGCUGCGGCUGUUAUGUCAUCAUUAGAUAGUUCGAUAUUAGCUUCUGCCUCGCUAUUUACUCAUAAUGUCUAUUAUAAAACUAUUCGAUGCAAAAAAUCCAAAGACUCUGAAUUACAAUGGAUACAACGAGUAGUUACUGUGAUAAUUGGAGGAGGAGCGGCAGCGUUGUCAUUAUCAUCAAAUAGUGUAUACGGGUUAUUUAUUCUAGCUGCCGACAUAAUGUUUGUAAUUAUGUUUCCACAACUCACACUGUCGCUGUAUUCGAGUAUACCGAACGCGUAUGGAUCGCUGUUUGCCCUGAUCAUCGGUUUAAUAUUUAGAAUAGGAUGUGGCGAAUCAACAUUGAACCUUAAAGCGUUCAUCAAACUACCAUUUUAUUCAAAUGCUUCUGGUCAAAGAUUUCCUUUCAGGACAUUAUCAAUGUGUACUUCAGCUAUUGUACUGUUGUCAGUAUCAUAUCUAAGUCGAGUUAUCUUCAAAAAAUUUCCUCAUUUGGAUUUACUAGGAAAAUUAGAGGAGCAUAUUAUUAAAAGACAAAACAAUAAUAUAAAGCAAAGCGCUUUGGUGAAUAAUGAUUUAAUCGAAGAAACAAGUAUAUAA
This is a messenger RNA of Dimorphilus gyrociliatus, 1753 nucleotides long. The record is from the annotation of a GenBank genome assembly. NCBI's taxonomy places the organism in Eukaryota, Metazoa, Annelida, Polychaeta, Dinophilidae.